GUUGGGGGCGUGGUUACACUUCCUGUUCCGCUUCACACACAGCAGCCGGAAAACAAGGAAGAGCUUCCGUUUAAUUCGUGUUGGAGCUGAGCAGGUGUUGGAGCUGAGCAGGUGUUGGAGCUGAGUAGGUGUUGGAGCUGUGCAGGUGUUGGAGCUGAGCAGGUGUUGGAGCUGAGCAGGUGUUGGAGCUGUGCAGGUGUUGGAGCUGAGUAGGUGUUGGAGCUGUGCAGGUGUUGGAGCUGUGCAGGUGUUGGAGCUGAGCAGGUGUUGGAGCUGAGCAGGUGUUGGAGCUGUGCAGGUGUUGGAGCUGUGCAGGUGUUGGAGCUGAGCAGGUGUUGGAGCUGUGCAGGUGUUGGAGCUGAGCAGGUGUUGGAGCUGAGCAGGUGUUGGAGCUGUGCAGGUGUUGGAGCUGAGCAGGUGUUGCUGUUGAAGGCUGUGGGAGAUGUUGAGCAGUAAGAGUGACCAGGAGAUCAGCUGGAUGUUGGAUGAUUAUGGGAUUAAGCAUGGCCCGGUGGUGGGUUCCACCAGAUCUCUUUACGAGAAGAAGCUGAGAGACAUUAUGGCUAAAGAGAGGAAGAUGAGAGGAACGUCAGAGCCGGUGGUCUACAGAGAACAGCGAGAUGAGGACGUUUCCUUCUACCAUCACAGACCUUGGGGACACGACGUUUUCAGCAGCCGUGUAAUCGCUGUACACUCACUGUUUAGGAGAAAUCCUGUGUUCAGUGCUGAGUACAGAGACAUUGUCAGUAGGCCCAUGGUCUCUCCGUACUACACUGAGUCACAGGGAAAAUACACAGCAGUGACACAGGAGAGGACACAGGGGGGGACACAGGGGAGGACACAGGGGAGGACACAGGAGAGAACACCUGAUCCUGGUUCUGGACGCUCCGUCCCUCUGUGGCUGCAGAUUGUGUUCUUCCUCAUCGUAGCUGGUGUCCUGGUCUUCAUCUUCAUCAACAUAGAGCCAGCUCAGAGCGAGCCUUUCAAACAACUCACAUAACACACGUUUUACACACACCUCACACACUGUACACACCUCACACACUGUACACGCCUCACACACCUCACACACUGUACACGCCUCACACACCUCACACACUGUACACGCCUCAC
Molecule: messenger RNA, 1113 nt
Organism: Silurus meridionalis
Lineage: Eukaryota; Metazoa; Chordata; Actinopteri; Siluriformes; Siluridae
Gene: emd
Product: emerin (Emery-Dreifuss muscular dystrophy)
Exons: 7
Coding region: 443-1000 (185 amino acids)
Cellular component (GO): nuclear envelope
Source: RefSeq, a predicted model, not a curated record